This is a messenger RNA of Oryctolagus cuniculus (rabbit), 4047 nucleotides long. NCBI's taxonomy places the organism in Eukaryota, Metazoa, Chordata, Mammalia, Lagomorpha, Leporidae. The record is from RefSeq and is a predicted model, not a curated record.
GCCAUCUUCUACUGCUUUCCCAGGCCAUAGCAGAAAGCUGGAUCAGAAGUGGAGCAGCUGGGAAUCAAUCCAGUGCCCAUAUGGGAUGCCAGUCUGCAGGCAGCAGUUUUACCUGCUAGGCCACAGAGCCAGUCCCAAUCCAGGGUUUUGGGAAAGGAUGAAUACAGGGAAAGGGUCUAUUUAGAAUCAUUACUGGUAAAGUGCACUGCAUUAAAUAUGUGUUUGUGUAUUAUGUCUAUGUGUUAACUUUCUUUAGUAUAAACUUUAAUAACAACAUAAUGUUUAUCUCUGACAACCUCAUUUAUUUGAACACUCUUAACAUUCUUUUUACUUUUACACUAUUAUGUUACAAAAUUUGUAGAUAAUGCUUUGGUUAAACCAAUGAUAACUUUUGUUUAAUCUCUGCCACUUAAUAUAGGUGGGUGCAUUUUCCUAUGUAUUUCCAUUUUUACAGGUUUAUUCCUCCACAGUGAAGCCGAUGUUUUCUUGGUUAAUGUAUUUAUUAUUCUUUAUUAAUUCUAUCAUAUUCUUUUUUUCCACUGUUCAGUGCAGAAGGAAACCAGAGGGUUUUUUUUUAAUAUUUCAUUUAUUUAUUCAAAGAGUUGCAGAGAGAGAGAGAGAGAGAAAGUCUUCUAUCUGCUGUAUCACCCUCCAAAUUACUGCAAAGGCCAGAGCUGAGCUGAUCCAAAGCCAAGACCCAAGAGCUUCUGGGUAUCCCAUGCAGGUUCAGUGGCCCAAGGACUUGGACCAUGUUCCACUGCUUUCUCCAGACAUAGCAGAAAGCUAGAUUGUACGUUGAGUAGGCAGGACUUGAGCCAGCAACCCUAUGGAAUGCUGGCACUGCAGGCAGCAGCUUUAUCCGUUAUGCCACAGUGUUGGCCUCCAGAGUUUUCUUUGAACUCCUGCCAUUCACCUUCUCUCCCAGGUAUGAUUCUGGGUCCUCCACAUGUUUCUAAGAGGAAAGAAAAUUAAUAUAUCACCUCUAAGUGAAGUGUUUUUUCUUUCAUUAUUCCCCAGCUUGUCAGUACUCAUUUUAGGUGUUUAAUGUUAGUUUAUUUUUUUUUAGAUUUUUUAUUUAUUUGAAAGUCAGAGUUACAGAGAGGCAGAGGGAGAGAGUCUUCCAUCCGCUGGUUCACUCCACAGUUUGCCACAAUGGCUGGAGUUGCACUGAUGCAAAGCUAGAAGUGAAGAGCUUCUUCUAGGUCUCCCACAUGGGUUCAGGAGGCCAAGGACUUAGGCCAUCUUCUACUGAAUUCCCAGGCCAUAGCAGAGAGCUGGAUUGGAAGUGAAGCCGCCGUGACUUAAAGUGGCACCAAUAUGGGAUGCCAGCACUGAAGACAGUGGCUUUACCUGCUAUGCCACAGUGCCGGUCCCAUUAUACUAGUUAAUUAAAAUGGAAAAUAUGGGGCCGGCUCUAUGGCUCAGUGGGUUAACGCCCUGGUAUAAAGCAUUGGCAUUCCAUAUGGGCACAGUUUGAGACCUGGCUGCUCUACUUCUGCUCCAGCUCUCUACUAUGGCCUGGGAAAGCAGUGCAAGAUGGCCCAGGUCCUUGGGCCCCUUCACACAUGUGGGAGACCCAGAACUCCUGGUUACUGGCUUCAGAUUGGUGCAGUUCCAGCCAUUGCAGCCAAUUGGUGACUGAACCAGCAAAUGGAAGACCUCUCUCUCUGUCUCUGCCUCUCCUCUCUCUGUGUAACUCUGACUUUCAAAUAAAUAAAUAAAUCUUUAAAAUUUUUAAAAUAGAAAAAUAAACAUAAAAUCUGUUCUCAUGGAAUACACAGAAAUGAAUUAUGAAUUUGGCAUGAUUAUGAAACAUUACUGUCAUCUAUAAUAAUGCAGUUUGGUCUCUUGUCUUUCUGUUGCUAUAGCAAAAUCUGUAUUUGUUACAUGAAUUGAGUUGAAACUAAGUACAAUAUGCUACAUUUUGGGGGUCAUGUUGUCUGAAACACUCUACACAUAGAUGAUGUACUGAGUAGUGUUUUAGUGUUACCUAUGAAGUAAACACUUAUCAUUCUGCAAGAGGAAGAGUUUCCUAGUGCUAAAACACAAAUCAGUUGUUUGUUUUUGAAUUGUUAGAGUAAUAGAGUCCUUAAUACCUUUGAGAAGCUGAAUUGGAUUCUGGAAUAGGAUAAGGAAUGUGUGGAGAAAAGAAUCUACUGGAGGCUCAUUUAUUUUUUUAAGAUUAUUUAUUUGAAAGGCAGACUUACAGAGAUUGGGCGAGACAGGGAGACAAAAGGAGAUAUCUUCUACCUACUGUUUCAUUCCCCAAAUGCCCACAAUGGCUGGGACCGGGCCAGGCCAAAGCCAGAAGCCUGAAACUCCAUGGGCCUCCCAAAUUGAUGGAAGGGUCCAAAUACUCAGGCCAUUUUCACUGCUCUUUCAGUCAGAUUAGCAUGGAACUGGAUUGGAAGUAGAGCAGCCAGGACUCAAAUCCUCUGUUUACAUGGAUGCCAGCAUUGAUGGUGGAGGCUUAGCCUGCUGGAUCAAAAUUCUGGUGACUAUUGCAGGUUCUUAAACAAAUCUCUAAGCAUUUUUCUCAGUGAGUCACAAAUGCAGAUUGUACUGCAGACAUUCCCAGAUUCUCUUUUUUGGGCAAAUAAUUCCAUUGCUUUCACUUUAAUUAUGUAUAAUGUUAUUUCAAAUGUUUAUCAUUUGAAUGUUUUGGGCAAGUAUUUCCAUUGCUUUCACUUUAAUUAGGUAUAAUGUUGUUUCAAUUGUUUAUCAGUAGAAUAAUCAUAGACAAGGGCAAAAGCUAAUUUGUAUUCUUUGUCUUACCUGUAUUUUCUCUCUUACUUAAAAAUAUUUAUUAGCUUGAUAGAGAAAAAUGUUAAUGGACUGAGAGAUAGAGAGCUUUGACACAUUAAUUCACUUCCUAGAUAACCAUACCAAACAGAGUUGGGACUGAAGCCAGAAUUGAGUAAUGGAAUCUAGGCCUCCUUCAUUGGUGACAUCACCACUGCUUCUCCAGGUCUGCAUUAUCUGGGAGCUAAAAACUAGAGCUGGCAUUGAAAAUCAAACAUAGACACUCUGAGGUGGCAUCAUAAACACUAAGCUAAAUGUCUGCCCUGUCUUUUAAUAUAUUUUUCUCUGACAUAUUGGAAAUGAUAUGCAUGGUGUUUUCCUGGAAAUUAUUUUCUGGUCAUUCCCAUCAUAGUUUCACUGAUGGUUUCUUGCCUUUUUUUUCUCAAUGCUUCUACAUACUUCUCCUUAACAUUGCCUAUUCAAGAGUCAAUAUUGCCCCUCUUUUAGCCUGCUGUGCAAUUCCUCUUGACAGAUGUGGCCUUUGUGAUUUGAACCUCCUGUUUCCCUCCAGCUUGGGCAUUUCUCACAGCCUGUAGAUCAUGGGUUUGACUCUGUUGAAUGCUCUGUGUGGCUUUCUAAACACUCAACAAGUCUAAUGUGAAACCAUAUCCUUCUUUUUUCCUUCAUAUCCACACAACUGUCAGUGUUUAUUUUGUGACAGAGUUAAUAUGUUGACUGGAAGUGUAAUAUUAUAGGUGAUGAUAGCAUUUGAAGACCUUGCUGUGUACUUUACAUGGGAGGAAUGGAAGAAAAUGAACAAUGCUCAGAAAAUCCUGUACAGAGAUGUGAUGCUGGAGACCUACAGCAGCCUGUUCUCCUUGGGACACUGUACUACCAAACCUGACUUGAUCUUCAAGUUGGAGCGAGGAGCAGAGCCAUGGAUGGUGGAAGAAUGCCUGAAUCAGAGCCUUUCAGUGGUCAUGAAAAGAGAUGAACUGAUUAGGAUCAACCAGGAAAGACAAAAAUCUGAAUCAGGAUUUUAUGAAAAAUAACAAGACAUCAGCUCUCAAGAGAGUUGAAUUAUGAAAAACACUUAGUUUAAAUUCAAGCCAUAUUCCAACACUUAUUAUUGAAAAGGGAACAUAUUCAGGAUUGAAGCCUGAGGAAUGCAAUAAAUGUCACACUGUGUAUCCCCCCAGUGGGCCUGAUCAACUACAGGCUGGAAAGAAAUUUGAUAACACUAAGAUACCUGGAAAAUCUCUCCAGUUCUGUGACCUCUUAGCGUGACAAUAUUCACAUCAUGAA